Messenger RNA from Pelobates cultripes (western spadefoot toad), 177 nucleotides. The record is from the annotation of a GenBank genome assembly. NCBI's taxonomy places the organism in Eukaryota, Metazoa, Chordata, Amphibia, Anura, Pelobatidae.
AUGGCGGAGGUGACAGCAAUGGUCACUACCACCCUGGACUAUGAGGUGAUAUUGUGGAACCAAACAAAAACUGGCAAAGGGAGCGAUACAGCGAAAAAGAUUUGGACCACAUACAUAGAUAAGAGAGCCCUCCAAGCUGCAGCUAGGGGCACUGCCAACACUGAUACAACUACGUAA